Messenger RNA from Diceros bicornis minor, 2791 nucleotides. RefSeq names its product zinc finger protein 300 (gene ZNF300). The record is from RefSeq and is a predicted model, not a curated record. Lineage: Eukaryota; Metazoa; Chordata; Mammalia; Perissodactyla; Rhinocerotidae. Gene Ontology annotation, biological process: negative regulation of transcription by RNA polymerase II. Gene Ontology annotation, molecular function: DNA-binding transcription repressor activity, RNA polymerase II-specific.
AAGCAGAAAAUGACCAAGUCUCAGGGUCCAGUGUCGUUCGAGGAUGUGGCUGUGGAUUUCACCCAGGAGGAGUGGCAGCAACUGGACCCUGCUCAGAGGACCCUGUACAGGGAUGUGAUGCUGGAGAACUACAGCCACCUGGUCUCAAUGGGGUAUCCAGUUUCCAAACCAGAUGUCAUCUCCAAGUUGGAACAAGGAGAAGAUCCAUGGAUCAUAAAGAAAGACGUAUCAAUUUGGAUCUAUCCAGGUGACAGUCUGGCAGAUGAGAGACAAGGGAAAUGAAAUCUACUUGACAGCCUUCAAUUGGAUAUGCUUGGAGAUGUUUCCUUUCAUAAGGAGAUACUAGAAAGUGUCACAAGGGAUCAUUCAUUGUACUCCAUUUUAAAAGUUUGGCAAGGUGAUAAGAAACUGGAGAGGGGUCAGGAAAAUCAAGACAGACUUCUCAGGCAAGUCAUGGUCAUCAACAACAAAACAGUUAUUGAAGAGUCAGGCCAUACAUAUAAUGCAUUUGGAAAAAUAUUUCAUGACUGCACAGCGCUAGAUACUUCAAGACAAAGACUGUAUACGUGUGAUUUGUUUGAAAAGAUCUUGAAACCUAAUAUGAACCUGUUCAGUUGUAAUAGAGGUUAUAUAAGAAAAAACACUGAGAAUUUUGGAUGUGGGAGAACACCUAGUUCUUUCUAUUUUAAGCAUGAAAAAAUUCAUAGUGGAAUGAAACACUGUGAAGAUAAUCAGUGUGGAAAGAUUAUCAGCAAUAAACAAUUUCUUAUUCAAUAUGUGAAUGGUAAAACGGAGAAGACCUGUGUAUGCAUUGAAUGUGGAAAAUCUUUUCUCAAAAAGUCACAGCUCAUUACUCAUCAACUAAUUCAUACUGCAGAAAAGCCUUAUGAUUGCAGUGCAUGUGGGAAAGCCUUCAGUGAGAAGUCACAUCUCAUUGUACAUCAGAGAACUCACACUGGGGAGAAACCUUACGAAUGUUCUGAAUGUGGAACCUUCUCUCAAAAAUCAUCUCUCAUUAUACAUCAGAGAGUUCAUUCAGGGGAGAAACCAUAUGAAUGUAGUGACUGUGGGAAAGCCUUCUCCCAGAAAUCACCCCGCAUUAUACAUCAGAGAAUUCACACUGGAGAGAAACCUUAUGAAUGUAAUCAGUGUGGGAAGGCCUUCUCCCAGAAGUCACAGCUGAUUAUACAUCAUAGAGCUCAUACUGGAGAGAAGCCAUAUGAAUGUACUGAAUAUGGGAAAGCCUUCUGUGAGAAGUCCCACCUCAUUAUACAUAAGAGAGUUCACACUGGGGAGAAACCCUAUAAAUGUGCUCAAUGUGAGGAAACCUUCAGCAGAAAGUCAGAACUCAUUAUACAUCAGAUAAUUCAUACUGAGGAGAAACCUUAUGAAUGUACUGACUGUGGGAAGACCUUCUCCCGAAAGUCACAGCUCAUCAUACAUCAGAGAACACUCACUGGAGAGAAACCCUAUAAAUGCAGUGAAUGUGGAAAAGCCUUCUGUCAGCAGUCACAUCUCAUUGGACAUCAGAGAAUUCACACAGGAAAAAAACCUUAUAUGUGUACUGAAUGUGGGAAAGCCUUCUCUCAGAAGUCCUACCUCCCAGGACAUCAGCAAAUUCAUACAGGGGAGAAACCUUACAUAUGUGCUGAAUGUGGAAAAGCCCUUUCCCAGAAGUCAGACCUUGUUAUACAUCAGAGAAUUCAUACUGGGGAGAAAUCCUAUCGAUGUGGUAUAUGUGUAAAAGCCUUCAUCCAGAAGUCACAACUCACUGUACAUCAGAGAAUUCAUACAGUGGUAAAAUCAUAAGAAUGGAUUGAGCACAGAAAAGCCUACAGUAUCUGUUCAAGCCUUAAUAAAUACCACAGAACCUACAGAUUUGAUGAGUUUUGAGACAUCUUUAUUGAUAAAAAUUUUACAAGUGAAAUCAAGUUUCUACUGUAGUAUCUAAUGUUUUGUCAAAGAUAACACAAAAAUCUUAAUUAUAUAAAUGAUGGGCGUUUUCACUAUGGCAUGUAAAACUUUUAAGAUUGUGAGUGGAAUAAUUAAUAUAAUAGAACAAAUUACAUAUGUAGUCUUUUUUGAAGUUACAUGUUUCUGAGUAUACUAUGUAAUGAUAUCAGAGAUCAGAUGUUUUUAAUGUGAGCCUAGCAUAAUUGUGGCCGUGGAGUAAUUCCCCAUAGAGGACAUGAAGAAAGCUUGAGGCAAAAAAUGCCGAGAGUUAGAAACUGUGCUUGGGGGAGGGGGCCUGGUCAUCAACUCUAAAGGUAUAUGUAAAAUUCUUCUUGUAGAAAGAUGGAAAGAUGUGUUGGUAAGGUGCAAUAAAUGUGGUCUUUUUGUGUUUUUCCAUUUCAAGAAUAUAAGUUGGUCUGAGUCUGUGGAUGUACCCAGGAUCUUGGAAUUGACACUUCUCGCUCAUUUCUCCCUUUCACCCCGCCUCUCUAGGAGCUUGGUGUGGUGGAAAGACAUUGUUUUUAGAGCCAUAUGGUCAUGGGUUUUAAUCCUUGUUCCAUUACUCACAGAUUGUGUGACUUCAGGGAAGCCUUUUUUAACCCUCAGUGUUCCUUCCCUCAUCUGUAUGUGAAAUCCUGGCAGAGAGCACGUUCUUAUUUAAUAUUUGUCCACUUUAUCUUCUUUCUCUAUUCUCUUACAGUAGGCUGCUAAUACUGAUGUAUACACAUUUAAACAUGAUUUGCAUUCCAGACACUCUGCUUCUGAUUUCCCAGAUUUCUUAUCUUUUCCUCUGUCCAUUUCACUUCCCUUGUGUCUGGUGGCCUAACUAAUGCUAUGU